CACAGAGUGACCGAAUGGGCGAUUCCGGAAUAAGUGGACGAACAACCCACCGGGAACAAGCGCUACGUCAAGGACGGCGGGGAGGCGUGGGGUGUUGGGGGGAGGGGCCUCUCUGGCCCUACCCAACCCCUGCUCUCGAUAGUCUUCCGGAAGAAAGGGUUCUGGGAGCUAGAGAGAUGUCGCGCGGCGCUGGGAGGUCGCGUCUCACGGUGACGCUCUGGCCCGACGCGGCCGGCCUCUCUGUGGCUCCUGGAGGACCCGGCCAGCCGCGUAUUGGAGGUGAGGAGGCGGAGCUGGCGGGGCCUGUCAGGACCUCGGGAAACCUCUGACCCCACGCUUCAGGCAUUUCCUUAUCAGACUCACCUCUCUUAUCUCCUGCGGCGCUUCCGAGGCGCAGCCGCUGCUCGGGAAGUCCUACCUGAGAUCUAACCCGAAAUCUUCUUGCUGCAGCCCAGUCUAGAGCAUCUCCUAUUUCCAAUUUUUAUAUUCGUCUUUUACCCCUGCCCCUUCUCUGACCCCUCCCCAGCCUCUACCACUUUGGGGCUGCUUUUCCUUGCCGGCUCUCUUCGAGUGGUCCAACAGACUCUGUGUGAGGGCUUUGCACGGUAUUGGAAUGUGAAGGAGGCGCACUGAAGCCCCAGGCUUGGGGUGUGGGGUGGAGAGGGAUUGGGUGAAAGCCUCCUGAAAGAAGGAGAUAAAGAUUCAGAGGGGAGGAGGAUUGGAGGCCCUGAGGGGGAGUGGACAGAGACACAGAGUGAGGGAAAUGGAGACUCAGGGGUUGACAGGGAGACCUAGAAAGUAAGGGAAGAUGGAGAUUCGGGGAGAAGCACAGACAUAGAUGGUGAGAUGGGGUCUUGUCUGCUGUAACCAAAUUCAAAUCCUGGCCAUGCUAAGUACUAACAACAGUGUGACCUUGGGCAAGUCACUUAACCUCUCUGUGCCUUACUUCUCUUAUCCGCAAAAAGGGGAUAAUAGACUUGGCACAUAGGGUAUUUUCCAGCUUUACAUAAGUUAAUAUAAAUCCUCAGAACAAUGCUUUGCAUGUAAGUGCUCAAUACAAAUUAGCCUCCACUCCUUGUUAGCCCUUCUUGGGUAGGACCAGAUGGACUGGCUGGAGCAGCUUGAAGCUGACCUGUCCCCUCUUUUUUCUUUCCUCAGGGAAGCCCUGCCCCUUUGGCCUCCCAGCACAUCCAGCCCAGCCUACAGUCUGCCCCUGAUGCUCCUACUUAUUCACCUGUCCUCCACAGAACCAAAGGCCAAGCCCGGACCGUGAGGCCUCACUCCUUGCCCAUACCACCCUCUCAUGGCCUGCCGCCCAGGACCAGGGUCUUGCUGAUGUGGUAACACAGCAAGGGCCAGCAGAUGAAUGGAAACCUUGAAGCAGAGGAGCAGCAGGACCAGAGGCCAGACCAGGAGCUGACCUGGAGCUGGGGCCACAGGCCUAGAAGCGCCCUGGACAGGGCCGAGGCCAUGGCCCCCCCACCACCACUGCCAUUGGCCGCAAGCACCCCGCUCCUGCAUGGCGAGUUCGGCUCCUACCCGGCCCGGGGCUCCCGCCUGGCCCUCACUCUCACCCCGCAGGCCCUGCACAUACAGCGGCUGCGCCCGAAGCCCGAAGCCCGCCCCCGGGGCGGCCUCGUCCCCCUGGCCGAGGUGUCAGGCUGUUGCACCCUGCGGAGCCGCAGCCCCACAGACCAGGCGGCCUACUUCUGCGUCUACACCUACCCGCAGGGCCGGCACGGGGGCCGCCUCGGGGGCCAGCGGAGAGCCGCCCGCACCUUUCGGGCCGACGGGGCAGCCACCUACGAGGAGAACCGCGCUGAGGCCCAGCGCUGGGCCAUUGCGCUCAUGUGUCUGCUCCGUGGACUGCCACUGCCGGGGGACAGGGAAAUCACCCCCGAGCUGCUGCCGAAGCCACCCCGAUUGCUCCUAUUGGUCAAUCCGUUUGGGGGGCGGGGUCUGGCCUGGCAGUGGUGUAAGAACCACGUGCUGCCCAUGAUUUCUGAAGCCGGGCUGUCCUUCAACCUCAUCCGGACUGAACGGCAGAACCACGCCCGGGAGCUGGUGCAGGGGCUGAACCUGAGUGAGUGGGAUGGCAUCGUCACAGUCUCGGGAGACGGGCUGUUGUUCGAGGUGCUGAACGGACUCCUAGACCGCCCUGACUGGGAAGAAGCUGUGAAGACACCCGUGGGCAUCCUCCCCUGUGGCUCGGGCAACGCCCUGGCUGGAGCUGUGAACCAGCAUGGGGGGUUUGAACCUGCCCUGGGUGUCGACCUGCUGCUCAACUGCUCGCUGUUGCUGUGCCGGGGGGGCAGCCGCCCAUUGGACCUGCUCUCGGUGACGCUGGCCUCAGGCUCCCGCUGUUUCUCCUUCCUGGCCGUUGCCUGGGGCUUCGUGUCAGACGUGGACAUCCAGAGCGAGCGCUUCAGGGCCCUGGGAAGCGCCCGCUUCACACUGGGCACGGUGCUGGGCCUUGCCACCCUGCACACCUACCGCGGACGCCUCUCCUACCUCCCCGCUGCUGUAGAGCCUGCCUCUCCCGCCCCUGCCCGAGGCCUACCCCGUGCCAAGUCAGAGCUGACCCUGGCCCCUGCCCCGGCCCCAGCGCCAGCACCGGCCCCACCUGUGGCGCACUCACCCCUGCAUCGCUCGGUGUCUGACCUGCCUCUGCCCCUGCCCCAGCCUGCCCUGACCUCGCCAGGCUCACCUGAGCCCCUGCCCAUCCUGUCCCUCAAUGGCGGGGGCCCAGAGUUGGCUGGGGACUGGGGUGGGGCUGGAGAUGCCCCACUGUCCCCAGACCCGCUGCUGCCCUCACCACCUAGCUCCCCUAAGGCUUUACUGUCACCCGUCACAGAGGGGGUCCCAGAAACGACAGCCUCCUCUGGUCUCGCACCUCCCACCCCUGAUGUCCCGGGAGCUGCCCCGGGAGCCACUUCUGCCAGGGGCCCACCUGACCACCUUCUCCCUCCUCUGGGCACCCCACUGCCCCCGGGCUGGGUGACACUGGAGGGCGACUUUGUACUCAUGUUGGCCAUCUCACCCAGCCACCUGGGGGCUGACCUGGUGGCAGCCCCCCAUGCGCGCUUUGACGACGGCCUGGUGCACCUGUGCUGGGUGCGUGCUGGCAUCUCGCGUGCGGCGCUACUGCGCCUUUUUCUGGCCAUGGAGCGGGGCAGCCACUUCAGCCUGGGCUGUCCGCAGCUGGGCUAUGCCGCGGCCCGUGCCUUCCGCCUCGAGCCUCUCACGCCUCGCGGCGUGCUCACUGUGGACGGAGAGCAGGUGGAGUAUGGGCCGCUGCAGGCGCAGGUGCACCCAGGCCUCGGGACACUGCUCACUGGGCCUCCCGGCCGCCGCCGCAGUCGGGAGCCCUGAACCUAACGAAGCUUGCAGCCCGCCAGGGGCGGGGCCGACAUUCCGAGGAGGCGGGGCCUGGCCUAGGGGCGUGGCCUAGCUGCUAGCGGCAGGGCGAAGGGCGCAGGCCCCAUAGGCAGGAAUCCCUGCCCCGUCUCAGGAUUGCGCGCCCCCGGGGGACCAGAGGUAAUGUUGGACGGAGUGUGGCCCUAACUCCAGGGGGUCGGUGUCAUCCCGGUCACCGACUAACCGGCAGGCCCCGAGGGUAGUGCCUGACCAAUGAGGGCGGGGCGCGGUCCAGACCCUCGCUUCCGGCUCGUGGGAGGCCAGGUCCGCUGAGGGCGGAGACUGUCUUACGCGUUGUCCAAUGACGGGACCUGGCACGUACGGGCUGGGGAGGCCUUAGUUAAUUGGCCAGUCAAGGCCCGGGUCUCGGUGCCUCCACUUAACUGGCCAAUCAGCCCAGGAGGGGCAGGUUCCCCGGGGCGGACGCUCGGAUUUGCACUAAUGUUCCUCCCAGCGCACCCCUCCCCCGCCGGUGGGGGCGGGGAAACUCCUUUCUUCAGUCUUCUGUCUCUUGUGCGUCCCCCGACCCUCAUCUUCAAAGCAAUUGAAAAGGUCUAUGCAAUAAAGGCAGUCGCUUCAUUCCUCUCA
Enhydra lutris kenyoni (northern sea otter) is the source of this 4005-nucleotide messenger RNA. RefSeq names its product sphingosine kinase 2. Bases 1363 to 3372 code for a protein of 669 amino acids. Gene Ontology annotation, biological process: sphingosine biosynthetic process; positive regulation of apoptotic process; sphinganine-1-phosphate biosynthetic process. The record is from RefSeq and is a predicted model, not a curated record. NCBI's taxonomy places the organism in Eukaryota, Metazoa, Chordata, Mammalia, Carnivora, Mustelidae. The transcript is spliced from 6 exons. Gene Ontology annotation, cellular component: intracellular membrane-bounded organelle; membrane; cytoplasm.